Molecule: messenger RNA, 4401 nt
Organism: Enhydra lutris kenyoni (northern sea otter)
Lineage: Eukaryota; Metazoa; Chordata; Mammalia; Carnivora; Mustelidae
Product: KIAA0513 ortholog
Exons: 12
Coding region: 137-1372 (411 amino acids)
Source: RefSeq, a predicted model, not a curated record
GGACCACGAGAGCUGCCCCGGAGGACUCCUGGUGGCCAGCAGCUACCAAGCAACCUGUGCGCGUGGCCUCCAGCUCCCGCUGACGCGUCUGGGAGUCCCGUCUGCUGGUCUUCCAGCCUGGAAGCCUCCCCGAAUCAUGGAGGCCCCGGAGGUCCCCGUGGGCGCGCUGAUUGACUUCGGGACUGAGCCGUCUGCCUCCUCGCCCCUGGAGAUGCUGCCUCCCAAGCUGCAGGAAGGGGACAGCUCCCAGGGCGAUGGAGCUUCGGAGAGCGAGACCACAGAGUCUGCGGACAGCGAGAAUGACAUGGGCGAGUCGCCCUCCCACCCAUCCUGGGACCAGUACCGCCGCUCCUCCUCCAAUGAGUCCUUCUCUUCCAACCAGAGCACUGAGUCGGCCAAGGACGAGGAGACCUUGGAGCUCCGGGAGUUCAUGCGCGGCUAUGUGGAGAAGAUCUUCUCUGGAGGGGAGGACUUGGACCAGGAGGAGAAAGCCAAGUUUGGAGAGUACUGUAGCAGCGAGAACGGAAAAGGCCGCGAGUGGUUUGCUCGAUACGUGAGCGCCCAGCGCUGCAACUCCAAGUGUGUCUCAGAGCCGACCUUCUACCGCCUGGUGCAGUCUUUCGCCGUGGUCCUGUUCGAGUGUCAUCAGAUGGACGACUUUGGGCCCGCCAAGAACCUCAUGACCAUGUGCUUCACCUACUACCACAUUGGUAAGCCGCACCUGCUGCCCUCCGAGUCCAAGGAGAAGCCUGCGGGGAGCAUCGACUCCUACCUGAAGUCUGCCAAUAGCUGGUUGGCGGAGAAGAAGGACAUCGCUGAGCGGCUGCUAAAGAACACAUCGGCCAAGACAGAGAACGUCAAGGGCUUCUUCGGGGGACUGGAGACCAAGCUGAAGGGACCCCUGGCCAGGAAACACGAGGAGGAUGAGAACAAGCCCAAGGAGAAGCCGCAGAAGACAGUGACCGUGUACAGCCCGGAGGAAGAAAGGAAGGGGGAGAAGAUCUACCUGUACACGCACCUGAAGCAGCAGCCCAUCUGGCACACACUGAGGUUCUGGAAUGCGGCUUUCUUCGAUGCUGUCCACUAUGAGAGGAGAAAGCGGUCUCCCACUACCAGAGGGGAUGCUGGAGAGGAGGAGAAGAAGAGGGAGAAGUGGUGCCACAUGACCCAAGAGGAACGCAACGACAGUCUACGGUUCAACGAGAACAUCACCUUCGGGCAGCUGGGCACGUUCACUCACAACAUGCUGGCGUUCGGGCUCAGCAAGAAGCUAUGUAGUGAUUUCCUGAAGAAGCAGGCCGUGAUCGGCCAUCUGGACGAAGAGCAGUACAAGCUGCUGAGCGACCACAUUGAGCAGAUGGCCAUUGAGUAGGCAGGCCAUGGGAGGUCGCCCGGAGCACCCUCCAGGAGGGCUGAGGGUGCACACCCCUCUCCUGGGCCAGCGACUGGCUGUCACCCUACCUGAUGACCCUGCAUGACCUCGGAAGCACCCAGAGCCGCUCCACGCUGCCCUAGAACUAGCGGUUAGAAGAAUCUGGUUGCCCAUCUCCCCACCUCCCUUCUGCCUUGUCUGCUCCCCACAUCUGCGUGCCAAAGGGUCUCUGGGAUUACACGGCUAAAACCAAGGUGAUUGCCCCUUCUCCUGGGUGUCAGGGCCACAACACAGGACCAAGCAGGAGGAGGAGGAAGGACACCAGGGCCGAGGUGGGCCCCGGGCAGUGCCUGCUGCAGCCGCCCGCAGGAGAAGGAGGGUGUGCGGUGCACGUGGGAAUGCAGAUGGGGGCAUCAGGAGCUGGCAUGCACCAGUGACGCGGGUGACAGUCCGGGACCCUCUUGUUCAGCAGCAGGAUGGAGUGGGGGUGCUCCCCCAGUCGGGGCUCCUGCUGAGCCACGGCCUUGCGGAGGGGGCAGUGGGCCUCCCCGGGCAGGCCAGGUCAGUCCAUGGCUUCUGCCGGCUCUGUGCCAGCUGCCCACUGUGUGACAGGAACCGGAGUCAUAGGAACCGCUAAGAGGAAAGAGACACUUGGCUAUUUUAGGGAGGGAGAGAGCCUGGUGCAGAGGACCUCCUUCCCGGCCGCAGAAGGCCCAGCAAGGGGUGUGAGCGUCCUGGAGUCCUUGUGAGAUCUGCGUGGUCGCUUGGGAAUCACACCAGCCCGGAGGUGGCGGUGUCAGAGCACCUGCAAUGCACCGUCUGCGCGUGGCUUCCUUGUGAUGCAGAGAGAGUCCCCCAUGUCCUUCCUGGGAGGAGCGCGGGCUGCCUGCCCCACCAAGAGGCGCCGACAAGAGAAGUCUCUUCAGUCACUGCAAAACAACCACCCUUGCUGUUGGGUAUUUCAAGGAAGACGGAAAAAUCUGUGUCCAUGUCGUGGACAGCCGGGCAGAAGCGGCUUCUGGGGGCAGUGGCGUGAGGCUCGUGUGUGGAGUGACCAUGGGGCCUGGGGACCCCGCCCCCCAGCAGCCAUGGGAAGGCACCUCUGCCCCCUCGCCCCUCACUGGCUGACCGCUUUCCUGCACACUCUGCAGAUACCCCCUUGUCCCGCUUCUGGUGCCCAGGAACCCUGGCUUUUCUCUUGGGGUCUAUGCCGGCCCGAGGGGAUGGACGUGUGACAGCAAGCAGCCAGCAUGUGGCUCCUCUGGCAUGAAUACCUCCCGUCCGCCGCUUCCCUCUGCCUCUGCCCCUUGCACUUGGGCACUGACCUUGAAAGUAGGCCCGUGGACACUCUCCUUUCCCCGCAUCCCCGCUCCUGUUUCCCCUCUCUGCCUCCUCACCUCUCAGUCAUUACAUCGCGGUCUGCCCUGGAGAACAGCAAAACCAUGCCUGGUGGUCACUGACCCCGCCAGUGCUGGAACGCUUUCCGUCCUGGGAUGCCUCCCUGGAACGUUCCAGAGACGAGCGGGCAGUGACGGAGCUGUAGCUGCAUGUCUCGGUAAGGACAGGAGAGGCGACGUGAAGCUUGGUAUGAUGGGAGUGGGCUGGUGUCCGAAGGCUGGAUCCUGAAAUUCAGCUUAUUUUUAUAACGGUAUCAUUCGUGUGUGUGUGUGUGUGUGUGUGAGAGAGAGAGAGAGAGAGAGAGAGAGAGAGAGAAGUCAGCCUGUCUGGCGACGUCACCACACAAUGCACAGCUGUGUUGCUGGGGCAGGUCCCACAGACCGGAGGUCCCCCCACCCCACCCCGGGCCAGCGUUGAGCCCAGGGACAGUGCAUGUCUCUACCGAUGGCAUUUCAGACAAAUAAGGUCAAAUUAAGGGGUAUGUGGGCCCCUCCUCCAAUGCUACUGUCAGAUAAUGCGUCCCCUCCUGAAACACUCAACUGUGACCCCUGAAUCCGUUGUGCUCCCCUCCCCCUCUGUAGAAUCGGGGCUGCAUGGGGGAGGGGGUCUGUCCGAGUCCCCUGCAAGGCUCUCCCUUCAGCCUUGGCGUCUUUGGCUUUAUUAGUCACAUCUCAGUAGUUAGUUGAAAUGCGUUACAGCUUUUUCGUAAGGUGCCCCAAAGACUUAUCCUUGUAUAUAUAAGAGUUUUGUAUAGAAGUCUGAUUCUGGUUUCUGGAGGGAGUGGAGUGGGUUCUGAGGCUCUCUCCAGAGUGCCCGGGAGCGAGGCCCUGCCCUUUCCCCCCUGGGGCGGAGCCCGCAGGACUCCUGGGCCUUUGGAGGGAAACGCCCCUUUGAUUUCUUUGGGCUUUUCCAAGCACUUUAACUUCGAAAAUGAUCUUGAGAGGUUGAUUCCCCCCUGUAGGCCUCCUGAAAUAGCAUUUGAAGGUGGAAGCAAGGACCGCUUGGGGUUUUCUCCCCUCCCAUUGCUUGUUCUUCCGGAUGUGGCUGGCAGAGUGGGGUUGGGCUGCCCAGUUGGCUCAGACCGUGCCAAGACCUGGGCCCUCCUCGAUGCCUCUGGCCACUUUCACUUGGAGGAGUCCCGUCCCUGGAAAGCAGGCUGGCAGCUUGCCCUGCUGAGAUGCCCUGGGUCCCUGUGACACGGUCUCUCCCCUCGAGGGCCCGGCCAGAGCAGACUGACAGGGGACACUCUCAGAGGUCCAGAGUGUGGAGAAGUCUCCGUCUGCUGCACACACAGGGACACGUUGGUAUGAGAGCUCUGCGAGCCCUUCCUGUAAACUCAGGAACCGUAGAUUCAAUGCAGGAAGGGUCAGAUCGUAUCCUAGAAGAGAGCUUCCCGUCCCGGUAGGUGGAGUGUCCAAAGCCAGGAGCUCUGAAGUCUCGCCCCUCAUCACGGGUGGUUCGGACUUUCUGCUGGCCGUCCGCCAGGGCUGUGCACAUCACAGUGAGCCUGGACAGCCAAGCCUCUCAAAUAAAAAGUUCCCUGCUUAACAAACAGGAUGAUGUUGAGUUGCAGCUUUUGAAGGUGGGCCAGGCGCUGAGGGAGAGAGAGAAUCCCAGGCAGAGCCCACGCC